Messenger RNA from Trichosurus vulpecula (common brushtail), 2501 nucleotides. RefSeq names its product charged multivesicular body protein 1b-1-like. Gene Ontology annotation, biological process: endosome transport via multivesicular body sorting pathway; protein transport; late endosome to vacuole transport. NCBI's taxonomy places the organism in Eukaryota, Metazoa, Chordata, Mammalia, Diprotodontia, Phalangeridae. The record is from RefSeq and is a predicted model, not a curated record. The transcript has a single exon. Bases 416 to 1012 code for a protein of 198 amino acids. Gene Ontology annotation, cellular component: ESCRT III complex; multivesicular body.
GCUGAGGCUGACACCCUAUCCCGUCUUGGUGCUUGAAAGCAGUGGGAGAUGCCGCCCCGCCCCUUCCUGGUCCCGGCCCCGCUUGAUCUCGCCUUCCCUGCCCUUUCUUUGUGUUUGAGCCUGGCUGUCCCUACCUCCCCUCCCGGGCCGGCAUCUGCUACGUAAUGAGUCACGCAAGCACACAAAGCACGUCGAAACAGGAAGUGGGAUCCAAAACAAACGAGCCGGGCUGUGGGCGUAGCUGCGGGCCGGGGCUCAGGCUAGGGGAGGGGGCGCCUCGCAGACGGGCCGCCUGUCCCAUCCCCGCCGGGCGCCGUAGCCUUCGUGCGUCCCGGGGAGCAGCCUCUCUGGGCCGAGCACCCAGGCUUCCUCGCUCCUCCCGGGCCAAGCGCGGCCUCCCCGCAGCCCCCGAACCAUGUCGGCCAUGGAGAAACACCUCUUCAACCUCAAAUUUGCCGCCAAGGAGCUGAGCAGGAGCGCCAAGAAGUGCGAGAAGGAGGAGAAGGCCGAGAAGGCCAAGAUCAAGAAGGCCAUCCAGAAGGGCAACAUGGAGGUGGCGCGCAUCCACGCCGAGAACGCCAUCCGCCAGAAGAACCAGGGCGUCAACUUCCUGCGGCUGAGCGCGCGCGUGGACGCCGUGGCGGCCCGGGUGCAGACGGCCGUGACCAUGGGCAAAGUGACAAAGUCCCUGGCCGGGGUGGUCAAGUCCAUGGACGCGGCGCUGCGCAGCAUGAACCUGGAGAAGAUCUCGGCUCUCAUGGAUAAGUUCGAGCACCAGUUCGAGACUCUGGAUGUGCAGACGCAGCAGAUGGAAGACACGAUGAGCAGCACCACCACGCUGACAACGCCGCAGGGCCAGGUGGACCUGCUGCUCCAGGAGAUGGCCGACGAAGCCGGCCUGGACCUCAACAUGGAGCUGCCGCAGGGCCAGACGGGCUCCGUGGCCACGGUGGCCUCGGCAGAGCAGGACGAGCUGUCCCAGAGACUGGCCCGGCUGCGCGACCAGGUGUGACCCGCUGUGGCGGGGACGACCCGGCCCUCAUCGCCCGAGAGCUGUUGGUGUGAUAGAUCCGCCCCUUUUAAAAAUGCAGCAGGAAUGUUUCACUCUUUGGGAUUUCCUGGUCCGAUGGCGUUUGAUUUUGAUUUCCACGGACGUGGUCGAGGAUUGGGGGCUGUUCUUUUGCAGGUGGCUUUUUAACGGGACUAGAGGUUAAAUUGUCUUGGAAAUUGGGCCAGAAUCUAAAAAACACCGCCUAGGGCUUAUCUUUGGAGAACUGAGUUUAAUUCCCAUUCUCAUACCUUCGGUUCACCAUCCUGCCUCCAAAUAGGGAUUGAAUGACAAUGGGAACAGUUGGAAUGUCUCUGAUUUCUUAGCAAAAAAAAAAAUCAGUUUAGUAUGUUUGUGUUAAUAUCAAAUAAAAGCUAUUAUUGGCUUUUAUUCUCUUCAUUAGAUUUAAUUUUAAUUAGCAAAAGCAUUUUUACAUAAUAUUCUGACUACUGUUUCGGUGCUGUAAAUUGUCUUUACCUGAAAAAAGUGCCAUGUCACUUCAUUUAUGGGAGACAUUGUUAAUUUGUGUUUUUGUUCAUAAACUCACAGCUAUAUUUAAACUUACAUUGUCUCAGAUAUGUUGAAACACAUUUACAGUGAUUCCAUAGCUAGUUAAUUCUUUUUAGGCUGUAUUUUUAAAAUAUACUCAUUUAUGUGUAAUUCUCUCAUGUCAUUCUCAGAUCGCUUGACUAUUUUGGAAAAUCCUAGCCUGUGUGUCUGUGUAUAAGACAAAUGUUAAGAUAAGGGAAAGAUACAAAUUCCGAAAUUAAAACUAUAUUUUAAAUUCCUAGCUAAAUGCUUUUAUCCCUUUUGUCUUUAAAGCAGCCACUCUUUAAUAAUUGGCAAAAUGAAAAAAAAAUCUUGAGAUUUUUAAAAAAUGGAGACAGAUAAUUUAACUUUUCUAAUCAGGUGAAAAUUGGAAGUGUAUUAGUUUUGCUUUUUGAAAAUUGAUUGGGUUGAGGGAGAGUCAUGUGAAAUUGGAAAGCAGGAAAAGCUGUUAAUGACUAGAGCCCAAGAAGAAAGCAGUUUGGUGCCCAGGUGUGCUUUAUUUUGGCCAGUUUAUCUUAACUGAAAGUGUAAGUUAAUGUAUAGCUGUGAUUUUCUAAGUUAAUAUGUAAUGGACAGUGACUUUGCAAAAUAGCAAGGGACCUAGGUUAAGGAAGUAUAAUUUUUUUCCUUGCUAGAAGAUGUCUCCAUAAAAGAAUUCCAAUGUUUUUUCAAAUAAGGAAGUUCCAUUGCAGAGCAAAUUGCUAUAGGAAAUCUUCCUGUUAUGAGUUACAAAGGCAUCCAAAGUGCAAUUAUGGAGUUCCUUGUAACACAAGGUGUUCGCCAUUUAUGGCAAUUAUUGUUACUAACUUCCUGACAAUUGUUAUUGAUAAGAAAUGUGAGUUGAGAUUGUUUGAAUACAGCUAAAUGCAGUUAGAAAUUAAAGUUUUGUUUGUGACUGAUAGUA